This is a messenger RNA of Anarrhichthys ocellatus (wolf-eel), 630 nucleotides long. It is a transcript of the gene fabp2, whose product is annotated as fatty acid binding protein 2, intestinal. Gene Ontology annotation, molecular function: lipid binding. The record is from RefSeq and is a predicted model, not a curated record. Bases 56 to 454 code for a protein of 132 amino acids. NCBI's taxonomy places the organism in Eukaryota, Metazoa, Chordata, Actinopteri, Perciformes, Anarhichadidae. The transcript has 4 exons.
CUCUGAGUGAGACACUCCUCACUGCAGAGUUGUCCAGCUCACCCUCACAGCCACCAUGACCUUCAACGGCAACUGGAAAAUUGAUCGCAAUGAUAACUACGAGAAAUUCAUGGAAAAGAUGGGAAUUACCAUGGUGAAGAGGAAGCUGGCUGCUCACGACAACCUCAAGAUAAGCAUCGAACAGACCGGAGACAAGUUUCAUGUCAAGGAGAGCAGCAAUUUCCGCACCCUGGAAUUAGACUUCACCCUGGGGGUUACCUUUGAGUACAGCCUUGCAGAUGGAACAGAACUAUCAGGCUCGUGGGCCAUGGAUGGAGACAUGAUGAAGGGGAUCUUCAAUAGGAAGGACAACGGGAAGCAACUGACAACAACCAGAAUUGUCCAAGGAGAUGAAUUUAUACAGACCUACAACUAUGAAGGUGUGGACGCAAAGAGGAUUUUCAAGAGGGAUUAGACCAAACUGAUCAACAAAACUUUAAAAGGAAAUUUUUGACUUGAAGAUUACCAGCAACUUAUACCAACAUCACCUGUAAAAUGUGCACUAGCCUACACCCAUAAAGUAUAUGAAACAGAUUUGAAUUGCACAGGAUUUUGAUACCUUCAGUAAUAAAAACACACUGUUACUGCCUG